AUGGCUCUGAAGCGAAUCCAGAAGGAAUUGCAAGAUCUUGGACGUGAUCCUCCGGCUCAAUGCAGCGCGGGUCCUGUAGGCGAUGAUCUCUUCCACUGGCAAGCCACGAUCAUGGGGCCCCCUGAGUCUCCAUACCAGGGCGGAGUGUUCUUCCUCACAAUCCACUUCCCCACCGAUUAUCCGUUCAAACCGCCGAAGGUCGCAUUCACGACACGAAUCUAUCAUCCAAACAUCAAUUCGAACGGCAGUAUUUGUCUGGACAUCUUACGUUCUCAGUGGUCUCCAGCACUCACUAUUUCAAAAGUUCUUCUCUCGAUCUGCUCGUUGCUGUGCGAUCCGAAUCCAGACGACCCGUUGGUCCCCGAAAUUGCUCGCAUCUACAAGACGGACCGUGAUCGAUACAACCAGCUUGCUCGGGAAUGGACUCAAAAGUAUGCAAUG
This is a messenger RNA of Mesorhabditis spiculigera, 441 nucleotides long. The record is from the annotation of a GenBank genome assembly. Lineage: Eukaryota; Metazoa; Nematoda; Chromadorea; Rhabditida; Rhabditidae.